AUGAGUGUGCUGCUCGUCCUCCUGUCGCUGCUUGUGCCUGCACUUGUAGCCGCUCUCUUUCUCUCCAAGACGCUACGCUUUCUUGCAGGACUAGUGGGACAGCAUCUCCGUCGAUCCUCCCGUACACGACGCGAGCUGUUACUGGCUAGGGUAGCAAGCGAAACCAAAGCCUAUGAGGCCGACCUGAAAGACAAGAAGAAGGAGGAUGACGACUGGGAACAGGUGGGAACCACACCUCCAACAAGUGCAGUCAAGGUUGGUCAAACGAAUAGCGACUGGGGCGGCAUCGUAGGCUUCUUUCACCCCUUCUGCAAUGCGGGCGGUGGCGGCGAACGAGUCCUUUGGGCUGCUAUUCGAGCACACCAAAAACGCUGGCCAAGGUCUACUUGUAUCGUGUAUACCGGUGACCACGACGUUGACAAGGCAGAGAUACUCAAGCGAGUCAAGGAUCGCUUCAACAUCCAAUUGUACCCGCCAACCGUCCACUUCCUCUACCUGACAACUCGCGACUGGGUGCUCGCAAGCAGAUGGCCACGCUUCACUUUGCUAGGACAGUCUCUCGGGUCGUUGAUUCUUGCCUAUGAUGCCUUCUCGCUCCUCGUUCCGGACAUCUUCAUAGACACCAUGGGAUAUGCGUUUGCUCUCGGCCUCUCUUCAUUCCUCUUUCCUACUGUUCCGACCGGCGCAUACGUACAUUACCCAACCAUCUCGACCGACAUGCUCGACUCGCUACAAGUGGGGGGACAGGGCGUUCAUGCAGGGACUGGGUCAGGAUACCGUGGACAAGCAAAGAAGAAAUACUGGGAGCUAUUCGCAAAGCUCUACAGCAAAGUCGGUAGCACCAUCGAUGUAGUCAUGACCAACUCCACAUGGACACAAGGUCAUGUCAAAUCGCUCUGGGGGCCAUACCGCAACAAGCGAAGCAAGCAAACUGAGAUCGAUGUUGUCUUCCCACCUGUUGCGGUUGAAGAAGUCGCAGAGGCCGUUCAAGUCUCCGAGGCUAGUGAGAAGAACCGUGGCCCAUACCUCCUCUACAUUGCGCAAUUCCGACCUGAGAAGAACCACCAACUCAUCCUCGAGGCUUUUGCGUCAUUUGUGCAAUCCAAACCCGACCUUCCAGCAUACCGCAACGAGACUCCAAAGCUAGUGCUGAUAGGCUCGGUGCGCAACUCACACGAUGACGCAAAACGGGUUUAUCAGUUGCGACUUCUUGCCCACGAGUUGCACAUCAAGGACAACGUAGAGUUCAUUUGCGACGCGCCAUGGCCUCUAAUGUUGGAGUGGAUGCGCAAGGCUAGCGUGGGAGUCAAUGCCAUGUGGAACGAACAUUUCGGCAUUGGUGUGGUCGAGUAUCAGGCCGCGGGUAUGAUUUCUGUGGUCAACAAUACCGGUGGCCCGAAGCUGGAUAUUGUAGUGGAAGUUGACGGAAAGCCUACAGGUUUCCAUGCUACCACUGCACAGGAGUAUGCAGAUGGCUUUCGCAAAGCCUUGACGCUGUCGCCACAGGAGACUUUAGAUAUGCGCCGCCGUGCGCGCAAGUCUGCUGAGCGCUUCACAGACAAGACGUUUGCCGACAAAUGGACCAAGAACGCGGAGAAGUUGGUCGCUCUACAGAUUGAGCGGACGUCCAAGUGA
Messenger RNA from Bipolaris oryzae ATCC 44560, 1635 nucleotides. Its product is annotated as glycosyltransferase family 4 protein. The transcript is spliced from 3 exons. Gene Ontology annotation, molecular function: GDP-Man:Man(3)GlcNAc(2)-PP-Dol alpha-1,2-mannosyltransferase activity. The record is from RefSeq and is a predicted model, not a curated record. The coding region runs from base 1 to 1635 and encodes 544 amino acids. Gene Ontology annotation, cellular component: endoplasmic reticulum membrane. Gene Ontology annotation, biological process: protein N-linked glycosylation. NCBI's taxonomy places the organism in Eukaryota, Fungi, Ascomycota, Dothideomycetes, Pleosporales, Pleosporaceae.